Coffea eugenioides is the source of this 993-nucleotide messenger RNA. RefSeq lists its product as uncharacterized. The coding region runs from base 1 to 993 and encodes 330 amino acids. The record is from RefSeq and is a predicted model, not a curated record. The transcript has a single exon. Lineage: Eukaryota; Viridiplantae; Streptophyta; Magnoliopsida; Gentianales; Rubiaceae.
AUGGAGGAAGUCCUUGUUAGUGCACUGAAAAGUUUUGAUCUGUCAGAAAAAGGGGUGGAAGGAAUAGAUCUAGAGGAUGAGGACGUGGAGCUAAGCAUACAGGACUGUAGGGAAAGUCUAGUGGGGAGAAUAAUGGGUGACAAGAUUGCUAAUUUCACAGGAGUUAAAAAUUUCACAAAUCAUGUCUGGGGGUACCCCAGAAACCUAAGAGUGACGGAAAUAGGACCCAAUGUUUUCCAGUUUCAGUUCGAGAAGGAAGCUGAAAGAGAAAAAGUGCUAAGAGGAGGACCAUGGAUCCUGUAUAAUCAAGUGUUAGUGAUUAGAGAAUGGAAUGCAGGUUUUGAAAAGAAAAUUGAGUGCUUCAGAUUCUCACUUUUAUGGAUUCAGAUAUGGAAUUUGCCAACCUACUGGAUGAGCAGUGCAGCGGGAGUAAAGAUCGGAAGGGUGUUUCGAAAUGUAAGGGAAGUCAUUAUACCUCCAGGAGGGGGGAAAGAGGGGAGGCACAUGAAGAUAUUGGCAGAGAUAGAACUAUUACGACCUCUUAUCAGAGGCACCACUGUAAAGCUCAAUGGGGAAGUAGUUUGGGUAGAAUUUAAGUAUGAAAGAUGCCUGGAUUUCAGCUAUAAAUGUGGGAUAAUAGGUCAUGGAGAUAAGGCGUGUAAACUGGAAAUUAACUUGAAUCAGAUGCAUAGAGAGGCUCAGUUUGGACCAUGGAUGAGAGCAGGAAACAUUAUGCUAUCUCCAAUUAGGGAGGGUACUAGGAAGGAGAUGGUGGUAAAAAACCAUACCAAAGGACAAGGGGAGGAAAGAGUUGAAUCAGAUAGGACAAUGGGAGUUCUAGAUACAGGGAAGCAAAUUGAAAAGAAAGGAAUAACAGAAGGGGGAGGAAAAGGGGUUGGGAGGAGAUUGGGAAAAGAAAUGAUAGAGGGGAAGGGGAGGGGGGAAUAUGAAAGUGUGGCAGAAAGAAAAUCUACAAUGGGUAGGAGUGAAUGA